Molecule: messenger RNA, 5040 nt
Organism: Mustela erminea (ermine)
Lineage: Eukaryota; Metazoa; Chordata; Mammalia; Carnivora; Mustelidae
Gene: SLC44A1
Product: solute carrier family 44 member 1
Exons: 15
Coding region: 116-2275 (719 amino acids)
Biological process (GO): choline transport; transmembrane transport
Cellular component (GO): plasma membrane
Molecular function (GO): choline transmembrane transporter activity
Source: RefSeq, a predicted model, not a curated record
UAAGCCGUGCGGGGCCAGGCCGCGCCCUCCCCGGGCGCCCGCCGGCUCGCAUGCCGAGGGGCUCCGGGGCGUAGCUGCGCGCCGGGCGCCGCCUCCGGGCUCCUCCGGCCCCGCCAUGGGCUGCUGCAGCUCCGCCUCCUCCGCCGCGCAGAGCUCUAAACGAGAAUGGAAGCCGCUGGAGGACCGUAGCUGUACAGACAUCCCAUGGCUGCUGCUCUUUAUCCUCUUCUGCAUUGGGAUGGGAUUUAUUUGUGGCUUUUCAAUAGCAACAGGUGCAGCAGCAAGACUAGUGUCAGGAUACGACAGCUAUGGAAAUAUCUGUGGGCAGAAAAAUGCAAAGUUGGAAGCAAUACCAAACAGUGGCAUGGACCACACCCAUCGGAAGUAUGUGUUCUUUUUGGAUCCAUGCAAUCUGGACUUGAUAAACCGGAAGAUCAAGUCUAUAGCACUGUGCGUGACAGCAUGUCCAAGACAAGAACUGAAAACCCUAAGUGAUGUUCAGAAGUUUGCAGAGAUGAAUGGAUCAGCACUAUGUAGCUACAACCUAAAGCCUUCUGAAUAUACUACAUCUUCAAAAGCUUCUGUUCUAUGCCCCAAACUACCAGUUCCAGCGAGUGCACCUAUUCCAUUCUUCCAUCGCUGUGCUCCUGUGAACAUUUCCUGCUAUGCCAAGUUUGCAGAGGCCCUGAUCACCUUUGUCAGUGACAAUAGUGUCUUACACAGGCUGAUUAGUGGAGUAAUGACCAGCAAAGAAAUUAUAUUGGGACUUUGCUUGUUAUCACUAGUUCUAUCCAUGAUUCUGAUGGUGAUAAUCAGGUAUAUUUCAAGAGUACUUGUGUGGAUCUUAACGAUUCUGGUCAUACUGGGUUCACUCGGUGGCACAGGGGUACUGUGGUGGCUAUAUGCAAAGCAAAGAAGGUCUCCCAAAGAAACCGUGAUUCCUGAGCAGCUUCAAAUAGCUGAAGACAAUCUUCGGGCCCUCCUCAUCUAUGCCAUUUCAGCCACAGUGUUCACAGUUAUCUUGUUCCUGAUCAUGCUGGUCAUGCGCAAGCGCGUUGCUCUCACCAUCGCCCUGUUCCACGUGGCUGGCAAGGUCUUCAUUCACUUGCCGCUGCUAGUCUUCCAACCCUUUUGGACUUUCUUUGCUCUUGUCUUAUUUUGGGCAUACUGGAUCAUGACACUUCUUUUUCUUGGCACCGCUGGCAGUGCUGUUCAGAAUGAGCAAGGCUUUGUGGAGUUCAGAGUUUCUGGGCCUCUGCAGUACAUGUGGUGGUUCCAUGCAGUGGGCCUGAUAUGGAUCAGCGAAUUCAUCCUGGCCUGUCAGCAGAUGACUGUGGCGGGGGCUGUGGUAACAUACUAUUUUACUAGGGAUAAAAGGAAUUUGCCAUUUACACCUAUUUUGGCAUCAGUGAAUCGCCUUAUUCGUUAUCACCUGGGUACAGUGGCAAAAGGAUCUUUCAUUAUCACGUUAGUCAAAAUUCCACGAAUGAUCCUUAUGUACAUGCACAGUCAGCUCAAAGGAAAGGAAAAUGCUUGUGCUCGAUGUGUGCUGAAAUCUUGCAUUUGUUGCCUUUGGUGUCUUGAAAAGUGCCUAAAUUAUCUAAAUCAGAAUGCAUACACAGCCACAGCUAUCAACAGCACCAACUUCUGCACCUCCGCGAAGGAUGCCUUUGUCAUUCUUGUGGAGAAUGCUUUACGGGUGGCUGCCAUCAACACAGUGGGGGAUUUCAUGUUGUUCCUAGGCAAGGUGCUGAUAGUCUGCAGCACAGGCUUGGCUGGGAUUAUGCUGCUCAACUACCAGCAAGAUUACACAGUCUGGGUGCUGCCUCUGAUCAUCGUCUGCCUCUUUGCUUUCCUAGUCGCUCAUUGCUUCCUGUCCAUUUACGAAAUGGUAGUGGAUGUAUUAUUCUUGUGUUUUGCCAUUGAUACAAAAUACAAUGAUGGGAGCCCUGGCAGAGAAUUCUAUAUGGAUAAAGUGCUGAUGGAGUUUGUGGAAAACAGUAGAAAAGCAAUGAAAGAAGCUGGUAAGGGAGGCGUUGCUGAUGCCAGAGAGCUGAAACCGAUGGUAGGUGGAGAUGAGGAGGUGGCCGGCCUCCAAGAGUUUCAUUUUCACUUCCUCUCUCUCAGUGUCUUCACUGACUGCACUUCUUCGGGAGAAGCUGUUGUUAUCUGUAUCACGCAGGAUGUUCUGCUCUUUCUGUUUGUGUGUUUACCCAUCACUUGGAUGGCAGAACUCUUGUCACAACUGAGACCACCUUCUGUAAAAGUAAGCUGAAAGGAACAGUGUCUUUUCCCGUGCUCCUGGUGGGGAGGGACUGUUUCUGUCCCUAAAGUAAAAUUGCCAUUUCUCGGGUGGAGGGUGUUUGUUUUGUUUUGUUUUGUUUUUUUCCUUUUUAACUGUCAGUGUUUGGUUUUCAUCAGACUGAACAUUUGGUUGCACACGUGAACUGACAGUUUGAUUUUUGUCAUUUUUGGAAGGUGAUAAUAAUUCCUUUCAACUUGCUAAAAUUCAUAUCCCCCACGUUUUUAAUAUUGGUUUGUUUCUGUUGCUGUCUUUUUUCCCUUGCUGACUUUUUCUUCUGUUGCCUGGAUUGUACUUUCUUUGUUUCUUCAGCUAUUUUUCAGUAGGAAACAAGGUUAUUUCCAUCAACACUCACAUUCCCCGCUCAGAAAGACAACCGGGUCUUCUCUAAUCUCAGCUUGAUUGUGAGAAGGAUAAAUUAUCUCUGGUCAGGGAUACGUGUGUAUUAUAAGUACUGCACUUUAUUUGACAAAAAGCAACUCAGUCAGCAUAAGAGAAUCCUGAGUAGCUUUUCCCAUAGAUAUUCUCACCUCUGCAUAAUAACAGAUGUCUCUCACACAUAUUUGUGUAAUUACUGCUUAUUUUACCAAUGUAUUCUUAAAGAGCAUGUGACUUCAAAAUAUUAUAUAAUUGCCUCCCUCCUUAAAUGGUACAUUUUAAAUAACAUGACUUCUCAUUGCACGUAACUUCCAAAAGCGUGAGAUUAAGACUCCUCUUUCUUCUUUCUAGUUUAGUAAGUGGUUGAUUUCAUAGGUCUCCAUCUGGAGAAAUACAUAAUAUAAAACAAGCCCAUUUAAGUAUAUAAGCGUAAAGGAAAUGGGUUCGUUUAAGGUUGGGAGGGGCAUAUGUAUAUGCAUAUGAAUAUGCAAAAUAAUUGCAUAUUCAACCUAAAUUGAAGCCUCAGCAGAAUGUGUAGAUAUAAACUCUUUCUCCAUAACCCCCUUCCAAGGCCUAUUUUGGUGUUGCUUUUAAUAGCACUGAUGAUUAUAAAGUCAUACCUUCAGUGUUUAGUUCCCAAGUAUAGAUCACUCUAAUUUUAAGUAAAAGGAUGUAGAGCUCUUAGUUUUAAGCAUGCAUUAGCCAGAACUGCAUUGAGUGGGCAAGAGGCACCAUCAGCAUUGCCCAUGGUCUGGUUGCUUGCCUUCCCUACCCUUUCUAUAUCCCUCUUACUUGCCACUGGCCAAUGGAGAAAGCAGUAAAGAUUCUUGCCAAUCUUCUGGUGGCAUGGGUAAAUGAGGAAGGCUUUCUUCGUGUCAUUCUUGGCUUAUCUUACUUGUUCAGUAAAUAAGGUUCCCAACCUAUAAAUUUAAAAAGGUAAAAUAUAAAAUCUUAAAAUGUAAACCCUCUUCUCUCUACCACUUUCUGUCUUUCUAGUGGUUGGCACUUCUAUUAAAUCAUUUGUCAGUAAUAGUCAUUUUUCCAAAGGGAGAAAUAUGUGGAGGUCUACACUAUCUUAGUUUGAACCAUGAAUUGACAUGUAUUUUUUUUUUUUUUGCAUUAUCCUUUAGUGAGAGAUAAAUUGUGGUAGACCAGAUGGCAAGUAUGCCUUCUCUCCUCAAAACCCUAAUUCAUAGGUAAUAAUAAUAGAAUUGCCCAAGUUAUGUGGCAUUCUACCAGAAGCUAAGAACUUAGAAAGAUUUUUUUCCCCCUAAUAUUGCUUUCAGUUUUAAAUUAUUGUUCCUUAACUCAAACACUGCUUUAAAAUCUUCAUUCAUUUUUUGCUUUUAUUUUAUAUUGUUCAUCAGCUCAUUGCUUUCAAAUUUGUGACAAAACUCUCCACUGUGUCCUGAAAUAUCUCUUUUAUGUGCAUUGUUCUUCUGGUGCUUUGGACAUUACAGCAUUUGAUCCCUAAGAAUGAUGUUUUUAUAUGGCUUAAAAACUUUGCAGGAGAGAAUUUGAGAAAUUUCUCGCAGAGUAGUUAAAUACUUGAAGCAUAAUCAAUACCUCUCAUUCUUAUCCCUCUUCUCCAUUAGCAUGGUUGGAGUUGACCACCAUCUUGGAUGUGUUCCUAAAUAAUUACCUGAGAAAUUUCUCACUAAAGUUUGGGGAUUGGUAGAAUUUAGUAUUGUUUAUUUGUAUUUGCUUGUUUUAAUUCACAUGUUAUUCCCAUAUAUGAAAGUUGUAUGAAAGCAUCAUACCUAUUUUGCCAUAUCUGUACAACCUGCUGUUUAAGUUCACUGGUCUAUCUUCUUUCUUAGUGGGAUAUUUUACUUUAGAAUUUACUUUUAGCCUAUAGAAUAAUGUUCAGGGAAAAAAAUGAGCUUUUAAAUUUCCUUUUUGACAGGGAAUCAUUGAACUAAAAUAUAAGUACUUCCAGUUUUCCUCGUGGACUUUUUUUCUUUUCUUUUUUUUUUUGAGAGAAACUCACUAGUUAAGGAAACGUCAAAGGUUUGUGAGGUCACCCUAUACAUCUUUGAAAAUUAUUUUAGAAAAAUUGAUCACAUGUGAUGUAGAAGUUAAAGAAGGAGACACUCGGCCUUCUGCCUAUAGGAAAGAAUUUAUAGAGGAAAGGGAGGGGAAAAACCUGGACACUGCAGCAACGUAGGCGGGAGAUGUAUUCUCUGCAUAUCUCAGAGCUUACCCAGAAGUGUGACUUUCCACCUUCAUAGGAAUUGCAGCCCCUUGGAAUAUAGGUUUGGGGAGAAGGGCUCUCAAUCCAUUUUGCUUUGUUGCCGCUUGUGACCAUCUAUGUAUUUGUAACAUCGUUCAUGACCUCCUUUUAAUGGUAAUUGUCUAAG